This is a messenger RNA of Coffea eugenioides, 1695 nucleotides long. RefSeq lists its product as uncharacterized. NCBI's taxonomy places the organism in Eukaryota, Viridiplantae, Streptophyta, Magnoliopsida, Gentianales, Rubiaceae. The transcript has 8 exons. The annotation marks the transcript as partial. The record is from RefSeq and is a predicted model, not a curated record.
UGUUGUUUCAUCGUACAUGUAUGUAUUCACCCACCCACCCACAUAUGCAUAUGCGAAGUCAGCAUUCAAAAUUUGGCAGUAUUUUUCAUCUGGGCUGCAUCAUAAACAAACAAAUUUCUCCCUAUUCAACUGGAAAAUAAUUGUCGGAGGCUAAUUGAAGUUGGUAACUGGUAAAACUGUCCCACAAGCCUGAGGAUGAAGUAGAAGAUUGGUUGGUGAAAGUCAAAGAUUUGACUUUUGGCAUACAUAAGGUGGAGAGGAUUUUCAGGGAUGAUGUUCACCUUCCAAAAAUGGAGCUCAUGGUCCCUGAUAGGAGUUAUUGCUACAGUAGUGGCCUUAGUGACAGUGGUUCAUUUUUUUCUUUCUCCAGAGAGUCCUCUAGACAAUUUUGGGGCUAGCCAGGUUGACAUGAUUGAGAACUCAUCUAUUCAAGUAAUUGGAUCUAGACAAGAAGGCAAAACUGUUGUCCCUAAUAAUAUAUCAGAUGGUGGUAAUAUGCCGGUGAAUGGCUCAACUGAUGGUAGCAAGCAAUUAAGUGGGCCUGUUGAACGAGGCAAAGACGAUGAGAAUCAAAAGCAACAGUCAAUGGUUGAUUUAAACAUCCAAUAUCCUGCUGAUUCACGAAACGCUGUUGUCUAUCGUGGUGCUCCGUGGAAAGCAGAAAUAGGGAGGUGGUUAUCUGGUUGCGACUCAAAGACUGCUGCUGUCAAAAUUGUCCAGGAAAUUGGUGGCAAGAGCUGCAAAAAUGAUUGCAGCGGGCAAGGCAUCUGCAAUAGGCAAUUGGGUCAGUGUAGCUGCUUCCAUGGGUUUGGUGGGGAAGGAUGCUCUGAAAGACUGCAACUAAAUUGUAAUUACUCUGGAUCAAAAGAGGACCCAUAUGGGCGAUGGGUUGUGUCGAUUUGCUCAGCUCAUUGUGACACAACAAGAGCAAUGUGCUUUUGUGGAGAAGGCACAAAAUACCCAAAUCGUCCUGUUGCAGAGGGAUGUGGGUUUGUGAUUAACCCGCCUUCUGAACCUGGAGGUCCGUCUCUUGCUGAUUGGACAAAAGCUGAUGUUGACAUUUUCACAACUAAUGGAAGUAGACGAGGAUGGUGUAACGUGGAUCCAAAGGAAGCUUAUGAUGGUAAAGUGCAUUUCAAAGAAGAAUGUGAUUGCAAGUAUGAUGGCCUCUGGGGUCGAUUCUGUGAGGUGUCUGUACAAAGUGUUUGUAUUAACCAAUGUGCUGGUCAUGGGUACUGCCGUGGUGGAUUUUGUCAGUGUGACAAAGGCUGGUACGGGACAGAUUGCAGUAUUCCUUCUGUUUUAUCCUCUGUUGCAGAAUGGCCCAAGUGGCUUCGACCAGCUCAGAUCAAAAUUCCAGAUAGUGACAAACAAACUGGAAAAAUAGACAAUCUAACUGCUGUAGUGGCAAAGAAAAGGCCUCUCAUAUAUGUUUACGAUUUGCCGCCAGAAUUUAACAGUCUUCUAUUGGAGGGUCGGCAUUUCAAGCUCGAGUGUAUAAAUAGAAUCUAUGAUCAUAGGAAUGCGACAAUAUGGACCGAUCAUCUUUAUGGUGCACAGAUGGCACUCUAUGAGAGUUUGUUGGCCAGUCCUCACCGAACAUUGAAUGGUGAAGAAGCGGAUUACUUUUUUGUUCCAGUUCUUGAUUCUUGUAUAAUAACUCGUGCCGAUGAUGCUCCCCAUAUAAGUAUGCAG